AGAAGGAAAUGGAGUGGAGCUACAUUGCUUCAAGCCGAAAACGAAGAACAAAAAAUGGAGGAAAAAUGGGUUGGAGCAAUUGUACUGUUGGUUUUGGUAAGUGGGUGGUAUUGUUCUUGUUGUUGUGGGUGUUUGGAGGAAAAGAGAAUUGCCCUCUUAAACUACAAACAUUCAAUCUCGCCCCCAAAUGGCAAUUCUCUAGCACCUUUGAGAGGGCAUGGUGAUUAUUGUAAGUGGGUUGGGUUUGAAUGCAACGUCACAACAAAGAGAGUGAUCCUGCUCUCUCUUAAUUAUGCUAGGGAUUUGGAAUUCGAUGGUUGGUAUUUGAAUUCUUCUUUGUUCUUCCCCUUUGAAGAGUUGAAGAGUCUUUUCUUGUGGGACAAUGGGAUACAAGGCUUCAUGAAAGAUGAAGUUGAUUCCUACUCUUUCCACUAGAACGCUAUUUUUAAUUAUUCAUUUUGUGGGAAUAUUAUGGGUACUAUAAUUUUCAGCUUUGGAACACAACUAACUUCAUUUUUCAAUUUCCAGCAGGUUUAGAUAGGUUAUCAAGCUUAAACCAUUUGGAGUUUCUUGAUUUGAGUUCCAAUGGUUUGUCUUAGAGCAACAUUUUCACAUCUCGACAAGGGCUUUCAUCUCUUAAGUAUCUGAAUUAAUCACUUAAUUGAAUUACAGGACCAGUCAACAAUAGAGAUGAUUUAUCAAGGUUGAGUUGUUUGGAGUUUCUUGAUUUAAGUUAUAACCAAUUGGACAAUAGCAACCUAUCAUCUUCGGCAGGUAUUUCAUCCUUAAAAGUGUUAAAUCUAGCAGGCAAUAAGAUGGAAGGAAGUCUCCAUAUUCCAGAUACGAGAACUUCAAGCACGCUAGAGGUCCUAAAACUAAGAGGGAACAACAUCACUUGUGGAAGCUGUCUACUAAAGUCAACCAGCUCAUUCCCUUUAAUUAAGACCCUUCAUCUUAUUGGCAAUACAUGUACAUCUAUAGAAUCAAUGACUGCUAAAGAUAUUCAAACUUUCAAGGAGUUGGAAGUAUUACUUUUGGAUGCAUCUUCUAUUCAUAAUAAUUUUCUUCAGAGUGUUAGUUCCCUCAAAGUUUUUUUUUUUGUCCUCCUAUGAGCUCAAUGGAACUUUGCUGGGUCAAGAUAAGAUGUAUAAUUUUCUCGUUAGAAUUAUGAUUU
This is a messenger RNA of Rubroshorea leprosula, 1174 nucleotides long. Lineage: Eukaryota; Viridiplantae; Streptophyta; Magnoliopsida; Malvales; Dipterocarpaceae. The record is from the annotation of a GenBank genome assembly.